Lachancea fermentati is the source of this 1515-nucleotide messenger RNA. The record is from the annotation of a GenBank genome assembly. NCBI's taxonomy places the organism in Eukaryota, Fungi, Ascomycota, Saccharomycetes, Saccharomycetales, Saccharomycetaceae.
AUGAUAGAAACGAUUUUAUUAAUUACGACUUCGGUGUUGGUCUAUUUCAUUGUCAAGGUUGUAUUCCCUCCUUGGAGUUUUCCAAAGAACAUACCUACCAUACCAUUUUAUGUGACGUUUCUCGGCACAUUUUUUGACUUGGAUCAGGAAGACAUAUUCGAACUAUACUUGAGAAAACCUAUGGAGAAAUAUGGUGCUGUUAAAAUAUACUUCGGGUCUCGAUGGAACAUUCUUAUCUCACAACCAGAGCUAUUGGCACAAAUUUUCAAAGACGAGGAUACCUUCGCAAAAAGUGGGAAUCAAAAAAAGAUUCCAUAUAGUGUAAUUGCAGCGUAUACCGGAGAAAAUGUUAUUAGUGCCCAUGGCGAGCUUUGGAAACUUUUCAGACGGACUAUUAUGCCUGGACUCCAGUUUUUCGAUUAUUCGCCAAUCUCAAAAAACGCCAAGAGUUUUUGUUCAUUAAUUUCAGACAAAUUGGUGGUUCCAAUAGUCCCUAAUGAAUUGAGUGUCGAAAAACAGUUGAUUCAUAGGAAGACUGGAACAAUCCGUAUGCCAGAGUUGAUCCAAAAACUUACAUUGGCAAACAUCACUGAGGUUGCUUUGGGCUUCAAUAUGGGUGUUCUUACGGACCAAAACUGCGAACUACAUCUAAGAUUAAAGAACGUGAAGGCUCAUAUAUUCAAAUCUUUAUAUUUGAACUUUCCUUUUCUAGAUAAAUUCCCAAUUCCAUCUCGCCAACGUGUGCGAGCAGAGGUGGAAGAUUUUCGGAGACAGCUCAUGGACGAAGUGCAGAGGAAUAUGGUGGAGAAUUACAAUUACGAGCAAACCUCAUUUGCUUCCUCUGAUUUGAUAAGAGGCUUCAAAAAAGGAGAACUCACGAGGUCGCAGCUAGUCGACAACAUUGUAAUUAUCCUCGUGGCCGGUCAUGAAAACCCGCAGCUAAUCUUGACAUCAUGCUUUUACAUGCUAGGGAAAUAUAAGUAUAACUGGCAAGAACGAUUGAGAAGAGAGAUACUACAGAACAAAGAUAUGAAACUAUCUGAGCUACCACUCAUGAAUUCUUUCAUUUAUGAGUGCAUUAGAAUGUACCCACCUCUAAGCCAAAUCAUUAAUCGCCUAACCUCCAAUAUUUGCGUGCUUGGCAGAGAUAUUGUUAUACCUAAAGAUACCUAUGUGGGAUAUAACGUAUAUGGAACUGGUCGCUUAAAAUCAGUGUGGGGGCCCACGGCCAAUCUGUUUAAACCAGAAAGGUGGGGAACUACGAUUAACGAAAUAAUGAGUGAAUGGAAGCAUAAGAAAAAUUCUUGUGCUAUGAGUGCAUUUCACGGUGGUCGUAGAGUAUGUUUAGGUGAAAAGCUCGCUUUGGCAGAGGUACGGAUUACUCUUGCAGAAAUGCUCAAAAGAUUCGAAUGGUCUCUCGCGCCAGGUUGGCCUGAAAAAAUGACCUCAGCGGGACCACUAUGUCCUCUAAAUUUGCAGUUGGAAAUAACUGAACUGAACGAAUCGACAUCAUGA